CUGACCACCUCUCUCCUCUCUCCCGCAGACGAUCUCUCCCCUGCUCCGCUCAGGCGGCAGAAGUACUUCUUUGACGUCUCCACGCUCUCUGACAAGGAGGAGCUGGUGGGGGCCGAGCUGCGGCUCUUCCGCCGCCCCCCCGCCGGCCGCCCGCCACCCUCCGCCGCCGCCCCCCUGCUGCAGCUCUUCCCGUGCCUCUCCCCGCGCCCGCUGCACUCCCGCAGCGUGGACCCGCGGGCGGCGGCGGCGGCGGGCUGGGAAGUGUUCGACGUGCGGCAGGGCUUGAGAACGGGCCGUCCUUGGAAGCGGCUGUGCCUGGAGCUCCGCGCCUCGGCCGCCCGCGGGCCGCCCCCCCGCCGCUGGUUGGACCUGCGGGGCCUGGGCUUCGGGCGGCGGCCGCGGGCGCCGCAGGAGCGGGCGCUGCUGGUGGUGUUCACCCGGGCGCGGCGGCGCAGCCUGCUCGGGGAGCUCCGGGCCGAGCUGGGCGCGCCCGCGCCGUCCCCCCGCCUCCCGCCCGCCCGGCGCCAGCGCCGCACCGCCUUCGCCAGCCGGCACGGCAAGAGGCACGGCAAGAAGGCUCGGCUGCGCUGCAGCAGGAAGCCGCUGCACGUCAAUUUCAAGGAGCUGGGCUGGGACGACUGGAUCAUCGCCCCGCUGGAUUACGAGGCCUACCACUGCGAGGGGGUGUGCGACUUCCCGCUGCGCUCCCACCUGGAGCCCACCAACCACGCCAUCAUCCAGACCCUCAUGAACUCCAUGGACCCCGGCUCCACGCCGCCCAGCUGCUGCGUGCCCACCAAGCUGACCCCCAUCAGCAUCCUCUACAUCGACGCGGGCAACAACGUGGUGUACAAGCAGUACGAGGACAUGGUGGUGGAGUCGUGCGGCUGCAGGUAGCCGCCGGCCGCCCCUGUUCGGGGGCUGCGCGUUGGAGGAGCCGCUCCGGCGGCGGACGGAGACCGGGGGCGGCCCGGGGCGGGGAGAGGCGGGCGGGGAAGAAGGGCCCGGCGGGCGUCAGCCGAGCCGCGCCUCCGCCCCGGGGCUCUGAGCGCUCCGGCCGCCCUUCCGACGGGGUGAAAUACGGCGAGAAACGGGCGGAGAGGGAGAGGGGCAGAGCAAAGGGCUGCUCUGUUCCUGCCCGCUCUCUUUCGCAUUCCUGCAGGGUGACGGGCCUGGAACAGCCCGCCCCGCUCCAUCAAAAGGGAAAAAAAGAAAAAAAAAAGAAAAAAAAGAAAAAAAAACUAAAAAAAGAGAGAGAAGUGCCCGAGAUUGUGAUUACCGGACAGG
Molecule: messenger RNA, 1287 nt
Organism: Coturnix japonica (Japanese quail)
Lineage: Eukaryota; Metazoa; Chordata; Aves; Galliformes; Phasianidae
Source: RefSeq, a predicted model, not a curated record